AUGUUCCACCCAUCUCUCCAUUGUUGCCCCUUGUCUGCGAUGACUUUCCCGGUGGUGGAUUUGAGGGGAGCUGUCUUAUUCUGCACUGGUCCCAUUGCUAUCUUGAUGCCAUCAUACAUCCCACUGAUGUUCCAUGUGGCCAAGGCAGUGCAGUGCAUAGUGUCCCGCAAGGUCACCCACCUCUCCGUGGCAGAGUCUCCAGUCUGUGAGGUGCGCCCACUCGUUCUGAAACCUCUUGGCAAACUGUUGCACAAGGCCUGGCUGGCUUAUCUUGCUGACAUCAAUGCGAGGAUUCCCCUGCUUCUUGCCACAGCAGAACCUCUUGAACUGGAGUUUGAUCUUGCAGAACACCAAGGAGUGGUCUGUGUCACAGUCCGCGCUGUGUGUUUCGCCUACACUCACUGUGGAUUUCAUUCACCUCCUCUUCCUUUCUAUCCUUUGCUUAUUUUUUACCCUUCAUUCUUACUUUUAAUUUCUUCUUCUCUCAUAGACUUUUCUGCUUUUCCUCUCUCUUUUUCUUUCUCAUCUCUUGGAUGUUUUCUCUUUUGCUAG
This is a messenger RNA of Acanthosepion pharaonis, 552 nucleotides long. The record is from the annotation of a GenBank genome assembly. Lineage: Eukaryota; Metazoa; Mollusca; Cephalopoda; Sepiida; Sepiidae.